AUGACAACGGAGGGCAGAAACAUGAACGGUGCAACUGAGACAGCCGUUGAAGACGAGCACUUGGCAUGCACCGCGCUUCCGCCAGCUCCCAAGCACAAGCAUCGGAGCCUCUCUGCUGGUCUUCUACAGCGAUUCAACUUCCUGUCUCGUCCGGCGCCUGUCGAACUGUCGACAUCAGCUCCUGCUGCAGCGCGUAAACGCAAGGGUUCGCUGAGGAAAACGGCCUUGCUGGGUCCUGGUCGCGUCAAGCAAGACCCUCCUGCCACCGAAAUAUUCAGAGUUGCCCAAGACGCUCAGUCCGACGAUGCCAUCCGAUCCAUUGACGACGCUCUGCACGAUGCUCUGGCUGCCGAAGACUUGCACCAACCUCGCCGAUUGUCUCUCGUCUCGGAACACUCGCCCAACUCGUCACCGCCCUCGAUCCCUCCUCCGCCUGUGCAUCCAGACUUGGGCUCGCCCAUAAUCAGUCCUACGAGUCAGAGUUAUGCCUCGACCACCGACGAUGACGACCUUAGCAUGGCCGCUACCGUGACACGUCCAGCUUCAUACUUUGACCCCCGUCCCGUCCUUGACGUUGUCCGCCGUCGCUCAUCCCAGAAACAUGCGCCGUCUCCGCUGUCCGCCGUACCAGUGCUAGCACACAAGGCAGAUGAUGCCUACGAUUAUGCCGAGACAGAACGCUGGGGAUGGGUUGUACUGGUCGUCACUUGGGUUGUCUUUGCCGUGGGUAUGGGAAGCUGUCUCGGUGUUUGGAGCUGGGCUUGGGACGUUGGACAAACUCCCUAUGCGCCGCCUGAACUCGAAGACGAUCCGACGUUGCCCAUCGUUGGCUACUACCCCGCCUUGAUCAUCUUGACUUCAGUCAUGGCUUGGGUUUGGGUUGUUGUAGCGUGGGUCGGCAUGAAAUAUUUCAAGCAUGCAAAGAUACAAGGCGAUGACUGA
This is a messenger RNA of Aureobasidium pullulans EXF-150, 942 nucleotides long. RefSeq lists its product as uncharacterized. Lineage: Eukaryota; Fungi; Ascomycota; Dothideomycetes; Dothideales; Saccotheciaceae. The transcript is spliced from 2 exons. The record is from RefSeq and is a predicted model, not a curated record. The coding region runs from base 1 to 942 and encodes 313 amino acids.